Messenger RNA from Sorex araneus (European shrew), 2305 nucleotides. RefSeq names its product transmembrane protein 102 (gene TMEM102). Bases 425 to 1948 code for a protein of 507 amino acids. Lineage: Eukaryota; Metazoa; Chordata; Mammalia; Eulipotyphla; Soricidae. The transcript has 2 exons. The record is from RefSeq and is a predicted model, not a curated record.
GGGCGUGACCUUGUGCCAACAGGAAGAAGUUACCUGUAGAAUAUUCUAUCCAUUCUCUUCCCAGUCCCGGCAGCUGACCCUAAGAGGGAAGUUACAGAGCUUAAGCGUCUUAGGAAAAGAGGUAAGGGGAAAUGAGACCCGCCCUUCUACACAUACAAGGGGUCCAAGUGCUACUUUUCACCUGCUGAGUCAGAUAACAGCCUACGGGGGCAGGACCAGCAUGAGAAAAGAAAAAGGACAAACGGAGAUACUUAUGCCUUUUCAAGACUGCCUUUGGGACCCAUCAGCAGAUUCCUUUGUGGCGUGUGGAGCACUCAGCCGUGGGAGCAGAGUACUAGGGUGAUUUUCCCACAGAGAAGAAAAGGAGUAUCUACGUUCCCUCAACUUGGGAGUUUUCCCUAACCAAAUAAAUACCCAGCAUCCCAUGGCUUCUGCCAUCUGGGGGACUGCACCCUGGUGGGGACCCCCUCCACCAGCCCCAGCACGGCCUCUCACAGACAUAGACUUCUGUUCUGGGGCGCAACUGCAGGAGCUAACCCAGCUGAUCCAGGAGCUGGGGGUACAGGAGAGCUGGAGCCAAGGCCCCAACCCGGGACCAGACCUCCUCCAGGCCAAAGACUUCAUCUUCUCUUUGCUAGGUCUUGUUCACCAAAGGGACCCCCGCUUUCCUCCCCAGACAGAGCUCUUGCUGCUUCGUGGCGGGAUUCGCGAUGGUUCCCUGGACCUUGGACCUGCACGCCUCGGUCCCUACACCAGGGGACCCCACUACCACACAGGCUUCACACUCCUGGUGCCAGUGUUUUCACUAGAGGGCUCUGGGCAAGAACUGCAGCUGCAAGUUCAGUCCUCUUCAGCAUGGCUCUGCCUCCCAGAGCUGAUUGACGGAACUGCAGUCAGGGAGGCAUGGCAGGAUUGCCUAGGACCCCCAGUCCCAGAAGGAUGUGGUUGUGUUCACAGAACCAAAUGCCAAGGGAAUCCUUUGGAUCUGCAAAGCUCCAUGGAUCAGCCCCAUGAUGAUGUCUCCGAACCGGGCCCACAAGUGGAAAAAUUAACUAGUAACGUUUCAGGGUCAGAGUCCACCCCGCCAUACCAAACAGAUCUGGAUUUUCCCGCUCCAUUGAAAACACUGAAUGAUGAUGUCACCGAAGCAUCCGGCCUUAGCUCUGCCCCACAGCCGUCUGAGGUUCAGGAGGCCUGGCCCACAUUGUGUGCUGCCCAAGUCGCCGCGUGGUUCUUUGCCUCGCUGGCCGCUGUGGCGGAGUCCCUGUUCCCGGUGCGGGGUGCCCCCCGUUUGGUCCACGCAGCACGCUACGCCGGUUUCACUACCGUCCUUCUCGCAACGCCUGGGCCCCCACGUCGCCUACUGCUCUUCGAUCUCAUACCCGUGGUAUCUGUAUCCGGGUGGCCCGAGGGGGCUCGGAGCCACUCAUGGGCCGGCCCGCUGCCCUCGGAGUCGCCGUCCUUUUACCUGGUGCCCGGCGGCCACAUCGAACGGCCGGACGCCUCCGCCUGGCAGCUCUGCUUCGCCCGCCAGGAGCUGGCGCUCAAGGCGCGCAUCCCGGCCCCGCUGCUGCAGGCGCACUCUGCUGCCCAGGCGCUGCUGCGCCCGCUGGUGGCCGGCACCCGGGCCUCGGCGCCCUACCUCCUGCGGACGCUGCUCUACUGGGCGUGCGAACGGCUGCCCGCGCUCUACUUGGCUCGGCCGGAAAAUGCCGGCGCCUGCUGCCUGGGGCUGCUGGAUGAGCUGGGCCGAGCCCUCGAGGCCGGGACGCUGCCGCACUAUUUUCUGAGCGGUCAAAAGCUCCUCGCGGGAGACGGCGCGGCGCUGCUUGCAGCGUUGGCCCGGCUGCGCCGGGACCCUUCCGGGGCCCUGAGAGCCGCCGUGGAAGAAGCCAAGGCUGCGCGCAAGGGGGGCGGCUUAGCUGGUGUGGGAGGAGAGGCCCAGUAAAGACGCUGCUCCUCUGCGAUGCGCGUGAAAAGUGCUUCUCUGGGCCAGAGGGCUGUGGAGGGAACUGUUCGAGGCCCCUCACCCCCGAGACAAGCUGUGUGUUCCUGGGUCCCAGACCCCAAGUUCCCGUUGCAGACUCCUCACCCUCCUUCCGCCCAUUCCCUGGCCCUGGCCCUUCUAUUCCUGCCUCAUUCCAAAUCCCUGGCCAGCACGAUUCCCGCCCUGGGGCAGCCUCUGGCCGCCUUUAUCCAAUCCUCAUGGCCUUGAAGAACAGAGGCUUGGAGACCACGAAAUGACUCACUGAGGGUACCAAAGCCGAGAGACUAAAGAAGCUGAAUUAUGCCAUUAUGCCCCGGG